GCCUAGUUAAAUAAAGGGGGGGGAAUUUAAAAAGCUCUUGUUUACCAUACUGCUAACCUUAACUGAAGACCAAAAAGUGAUUUUACAAUACAGACAAAUUUGACUUUGCAGCUGGCCCAUCUAGUGGAAAUCACUCAGUUCUGUCUCCAGGACAAGAUUCUGUCAGCAUCUCAGUCAUUCUGAAAAUUUUUCUUCAAAUGACAAACGCCAAUGACGACGGGGUACUAUUUUGGUGCUUUAGGUUUAGCCCGCAGGACUGUCGGGUGUGAUUGGUUUAGCCUACCAGGGGUGCUGCCCACAUUUUUUCCCCAGCCAACAGGAAAACCAGAACGAAUGCACUUUCUCCUUUUCAAUCUGAGCCAUAUUGAUAGUGCUAUGACCCAAUGAAAAUGGGAGACCACCAAGGGUGAAAUUAGUAGGGGUGUGAAUGUUUUUGUUUUUAAAGUGAAUAUCCUGAAAUUCUACACCUCCCCCCCCAUCCCCAGUGGCAAUUCACCAACUAGCUACAUAUAUUUUUACCACUUUACACAUGUAUUUUGGGAUUCCACCUCUGUAAACAUCAUUUGCCUGAUGACAUGCUAGUGGACGAGAGUCUAAUUUCUUACAAGCACAUUUGUUUCCACAUUCUCUCCAACUUCCCUCUCCUUGCUGCUUCUCCUCAAUUACCUUUGAACUUUUUAAAAUGAAGGGGAGGAGGCAUGAGAAGAAUAAAGGAAAUCCAAUUGAGAUUUUCCAUUGAUGUUGUAGAAUUCAGAACACUUUUUCUGGAUAAACUGUAACCCUUUUUUUAACACUCUCUCCUCUCUUCAUCAUGUGUGUUUGUCCCCCUUCGGAGGGGAAAGGGUCUGUCACUUGCUAGGCUGUGAUGGGCAUUGCUGCUUUCACAGCCCCGCCCCUUCCAGCAGGGCACCCAAUGGAGAUGCAGACCUAGGGUCCCACCCCGCCCAUCAGGUGAGCUAUAGAAAGACUCCACCAGACUGUCGAGCUCAUAACGGAGCUCAUAACGGAGCUCAUAAGGGACCACUGGCCUUUUCUUCUCUCCUCUACGCUGACCCGAUGGUGUUCAGAUCCCCGCUAGAGCUCUUUCCCGCCCAUUUCCUCCUGCCCGGCAUGCUAUUACCGGAGGAACCCCCUGCUUGCGCACCUGCCUCUGCUCUCCCUGGGCUCCGUUUCUCCGCGGCGCAGGUGGCCGGUGUGUGUGAGACUUUGGAGGAGACCGGGGACGUCGAGCGGCUCGCGCGGUUUCUGUGGUCCCUGCCGGUUGCCCCAGGUGGCGCGUGCUUCAUUACAGAGCAUGAGUCCGUCCGGAGGGCGCGUGCCGUGGUCGCCUUUCACACCGGGAACUACCGCGAACUCUAUUGCAUCCUGGAGAACCACAGCUUUAUGCGCCGCGCCUCGCACGGUAAACUACAGGCAAUGUGGCUCGAGGCGCACUACCGGGAGGCUGAGAGGCUGCGCGGGCGGUCGUUGGGCCCGGUGGACAAGUACCGUAUUAGGAAGAAGUUCCCUUUACCAAGAACCAUCUGGGACGGCGAGACGAACACACACUGCUUCAAGGAGCGGACACGGGGCCUGCUGAGGGAACGGUACCUCCAGGACCCCUACCCAGACCCCGCGAGGAAAAGGGAGCUGGCGCGCGCCACCGGGCUCACUCCAACACAGGUCGGGAACUGGUUCAAGAACCGGAGACAGAGAGACCGAGCAGCCGCUAACAAGAACAGGCUCGCGCACCACGGGAUGCGACCGAGAGCCAUGCUCGCUCUGGCCAGGACAGAAUGCAGCCCCACCGGAAGUGCGUGCAGCCCGGAGAUGAUCCUCUCCGUAAUGGACAGCGACUCUGACUUUGACAUCUGAAACUGCCCAUUGAUAACGGGAUACAUGCUACUAAGGGGCUUGGAUUUCACGGAGAAUUCAUAUGGACAUAUUUAUUUUUAUGUUAUAAGAGUUUGCUGUCUGAAAUACAUUGAAAUACAUACAUUAUUUACAAUGUGCAGAACAUUUCUCUCUCUUCUGAUGCUUUUCUGACCAUCAUGGUGUUUAGUGCACCUUCCCAGUCUGUCUAUCUGUAAAUAAAUUAUUCAUCUGAUGUCAGAAAUUGUACAGAUGGUCCUUUGAAGCACUGUAAAGGCUUGUUUGUUGGUUUAUAAUUGACAAAUACGUACUUUAUGGAAAUAAAUGUGAAUUUGA
This is a messenger RNA of Oncorhynchus tshawytscha (Chinook salmon), 2187 nucleotides long. RefSeq names its product homeobox protein SIX3-like. Gene Ontology annotation, biological process: eye development; regulation of transcription by RNA polymerase II. Gene Ontology annotation, molecular function: RNA polymerase II cis-regulatory region sequence-specific DNA binding; DNA-binding transcription factor activity, RNA polymerase II-specific. NCBI's taxonomy places the organism in Eukaryota, Metazoa, Chordata, Actinopteri, Salmoniformes, Salmonidae. The record is from RefSeq and is a predicted model, not a curated record. The coding region runs from base 1057 to 1854 and encodes 265 amino acids. The transcript is spliced from 4 exons. Gene Ontology annotation, cellular component: nucleus; transcription regulator complex.